Fonsecaea multimorphosa CBS 102226 is the source of this 1290-nucleotide messenger RNA. RefSeq lists its product as uncharacterized. Lineage: Eukaryota; Fungi; Ascomycota; Eurotiomycetes; Chaetothyriales; Herpotrichiellaceae. The record is from RefSeq and is a predicted model, not a curated record. Bases 1 to 1290 code for a protein of 429 amino acids. The transcript has a single exon.
AUGGCCACGACCACCACAUUUCACUCGUGGAUACACCACGACAGCCAAGCCGAUCGCGAUAGUCUAUCAUCACAGAAGAGCCAGGUGUUUCGGCAUGUGGCUGCGCACCGAAAAUGGGAGCGACUUCAGCGGACACGGAAACUGCGGGCCUCGGCUUUAAAUGUGUACCAUACAUUUCAAGAGCAAGGGCAGCCGCGUUCUCAGAUCGACACCCAUUUCGCUGGUUCCUGCGACCCCUUUGACACCCUUCCCAUCCCCCACACCUAUCAGGUCAACGAGCUGCUCCAAUUUGACCAAAGACACCUCUCUCCGGCUCUUGCAAAAUCGAUAAUUUCUUUGCAUCCCUCUGCGACGUUUCUCCAAGAUGAACUGGCUGCCUACGGGUUCUUGGCUCGCAUUGCAGCUGUUAAGGCGCGAUGCGACCCUCAUCCAGAAGCAUUCAAUGUUGUACUAAAAUUGAAAGACAAGGCGAUGCAGCAACUCCGCUUGAACCUCUCUCAAACACCCCUUGCUCGUCUUCCCAAGGCCGUCAUGUCUCUUCUAUUUGCCGAGACCUGGUGCUACAACCUAGAAGCUGUGGCAGUCCACCUCCGGCUGCUAGAGGUUAUCAACAGCCAUUCUGGAUUGGAUACCGACGAUCUCAUAUGCGUUCUCCACUCGGAUAUCCAACGUGCCACCUUGACGCUGGGCAGCCCGCUUUUUACGGUGGACGGCAACACAUGGGAUAUCCUUGAGGCGGAAUAUACAGCUUUUCUAUGGCCUCAGAGUGACGCGGACACCAGCAUUCAGUGGCCUCAACUGCAACCACUGGUUGAUAUGAAAAAGGCUCUUGUGGCUUUACAUGUACUGAAGACGUCCGAGGUAUCGGAAGCUGUCCGACAGGCGGCCACCAUCAAAUUCCUGCACAUCAUGAGGACCCUUCUGGAACAGUACCGUACGAGCCCUGAUGAUGUUGAGCAAUGCGUGGCUCUGGCAGCGUUAUACCGGCUUCGUCUAGAGGCCAACAUGGAGCGGAUACCGCUUUUCAAAAUCACGGUUUACAAUGCUGGAAAGGAGAUUCUUUCAAGGCUUCAAGAGUUGCUCACCGUGAUCUCCAAUGACGCACCAAGUGUACGCCUGUGGGUUUUGUUUGUGGGCACGAUGUCAGGCGACCAUUGGUUUAGGGAGGAAUUCACGAUACAAGCACAGACCCUGGGACUCACGAGUACAGACCGCAUCAAAGCGUGCUUGGAUGUCUUUGAGGAACAGGGUGUACCAUAUUCACUGAUGGAUCGACCAGAGAAUUGCUAA